GAUGUGACGAAUCCUUGGCAGUGGGUGACCAACAUCCGGAACCGCCCUCCGCCAGCUCUCGCCCCCCCCCCCCAACCUCGCCCUUAACUCUCCAUCCUUCUCGCCCUCCACUUCAUAACAAGCAACUCUAUCGCAUCGGGUGAACUUCACUACACUCAACUUCAGCUUCUUGUCACUAUACAUACACAGACCUACACACACACAGUCCUUCUACCCACUACUCUACCAACUCCACAUCACUCAAACUUGCAGCCAUGAAGUCGUUCGGUAUCCUCGCCGCGAGCUCGUUGAUCGGCUCAGCGAUGGCUGGCAUCCAUCGCAUGCCUCUCCAGAAAGUUCCCCUUUCUGAUCAGCUGUCGGGCUAUGAUAUCGACACCCAGGUCCGCGCUCUUGGCCAGAAGUACAUGGGCAUCCGCCCCCAGAAGCACCAGGAAGCCAUGUUCAGCACGCAGGAAAUCGAUGGAAAGAAGGGCCACCCUGUCCCAGUUUCCAACUUCCUCAACGCGCAAUACUUCUCAGAGAUCACUAUUGGUAACCCGCCGCAAUCGUUCAAGGUUGUUUUGGACACUGGUAGCUCGAAUCUCUGGGUUCCUUCCACCCAGUGUGGCUCGAUCGCAUGCUUUCUCCACAGCAAGUACGACUCGUCGUCUUCCUCAACAUACUCCGCCAACGGAACCUCUUUCGAGAUCCGAUAUGGUUCUGGCAGUUUGAGCGGAUUCGUCUCUCGCGACGACGUAUCGAUCGGAGACAUUUGCAUCAAGAAUCAGCUGUUCGCUGAGGCAACUUCGGAGCCCGGUUUGGCGUUUGCCUUCGGUCGCUUCGAUGGUAUCCUCGGUCUUGGCUACGACACAAUCUCGGUCAACCACAUCCCUCCUCCCUUCUACAACAUGAUUGAGCAGGGUAAGCUCGACGAGCCUGUCUUUGCAUUCUACCUCGGCAGCACCGAUCAGGAGAGCGAGGCCAUCUUCGGUGGUAUUGACGAGAAGCACUACACCGGAAAGAUGGUGAAGCUCCCUCUCCGCCGCAAGGCUUACUGGGAGGUCGACUUCGACACCAUCACUUUCGGAGAUGAGUCUGCAGACCUUGACAACACCGGUGCCAUCGUUGACACCGGUACGUCCUUGAUCGCCCUUCCCACCACCAUUGCCGAACUUUUGAACACGCAUAUGGGAGCCAAGAAGCGCUGGGACGGACAGUACACUAUUGAGUGCGCCGCGCGUGAUUCGCUUCCCGACCUUACCUUCACACUUACUGGUCACAACUUCACCAUCACCUCUUACGAUUACAUCCUUGAGGUUCAAGGCUCUUGCAUCAGCGCCAUCAUGGGCAUGGACUUCCCGGCGCCCGCUGGUCCUCUGGCCGUCCUUGGUGACGCCUUUUUGAGGAAAUACUACUCGGUCUACGAUCUGGGUAACAACGCUAUCGGUCUUGCCAAGGCGAAAUAAGUGCGAUUAUACGGGUUUUAUGUGUGUAUUGUAGGAUGACUCAUUUACGGAGAAUGGAGUGCGCUGGCCUGAGUGGGAAACACUUAAUGCAUCGUGUUCCUUGGAUUGGGGUUUUCUUGUCGUUUUUUUGUAUUGUUAUUUGAAUGAUUUGAGUCUCUUUUUUGUCGUGAACGAUCGUGCUUUGCUUUUGGUGCUGAGACCAGCGUGCGGCAUUUAUUAUUGGAGCUGAAAGUGUAAUCAUACCUUCUUGUUCGAAUGCAGCUGAAUAUAAUGAUUUUACACUCA
Messenger RNA from Tricharina praecox, 1730 nucleotides. Its product is annotated as aspartic peptidase domain-containing protein. The record is from RefSeq and is a predicted model, not a curated record. The coding region runs from base 255 to 1445 and encodes 396 amino acids. Gene Ontology annotation, biological process: proteolysis. Gene Ontology annotation, cellular component: fungal-type vacuole. Gene Ontology annotation, molecular function: aspartic-type endopeptidase activity. The transcript has 6 exons. NCBI's taxonomy places the organism in Eukaryota, Fungi, Ascomycota, Pezizomycetes, Pezizales, Pyronemataceae.